AUGGACGUUCAAGGUGUUUCUCCUGCAAAAAAAAAUCCAUGUGGAAAAUUUAUUGGCAGUGGUCAAAGGCAAAUGAUUAUUAAUAUGUAUAAAGAGAAAGUACAACAACGGCUUGACAAUCCUGAGAUGGAAAAGUUGAACUACAGACAAAUGAUUUUAGGCAUUUCAAAAUCUACCGGUAUUGGGCAACACACAGUACAAACCACAUUAUCCGAGUAUCAAAAACAAGGUACAGUGUCAUCGCCUAACAAGAAAAAAGUAAGAUCUACAGUCAUACAGAAAGUUGACGAAUUCGAUAAAAAUGCCAUCAGACAAAAAAUUCACAGUUUUUGGAGAGCCCGUGAAGUACCAACAGUUCCGAAAAUGUUAAUAGCCAUUAAUGAAGACGAAACUUUACCCAAUCUCAAACGUUCGUCAUUCCAAAAGAUAUUGAAAGAUUUGCAAUUUGAAUUUGUCAAAAAAAUCGUAACAGUGCACUUCUCGAAAGAGAAGAUUUAA
This is a messenger RNA of Aphis gossypii (cotton aphid), 498 nucleotides long. RefSeq lists its product as uncharacterized. Bases 1 to 498 code for a protein of 165 amino acids. Lineage: Eukaryota; Metazoa; Arthropoda; Insecta; Hemiptera; Aphididae. The record is from RefSeq and is a predicted model, not a curated record. The transcript is spliced from 2 exons.